AAGGAAAAGGGCGGAGGAAAGGGAGCUGCCGAGGGGAUUGAGAAAUUGACAAACCACUGGAGCUUUUAGCAGCGGGGCGAAUUAUUGAAUGUGACUUAAAUAUUGUCCCACUUUACAAACACUGGAGAGCCACUGUGUCCGCGGUAAACAGCGUAUGGCCAUAAGCCCUCUUUCAUUUCAGUUUUCUCCUCCCUUCAGGUGACUGCCUUUUGCUCAAAUUGUAGCUCCGUUCUGGGGGGGCGGGCGGGAAAGGCAGCCGAGCUCACGUCCUUCAAAAGAGUUUGUGUGACGGGGCGGGCGACAGGAAGCUGCAGGGGCCAUGCAUCAGGGGUGAGGGGGAUUCGCUACGGGGGACACACACAGCGUCGGGCGAGGGGGUCGGGAUCGGUUGGUGUGGAGAUGAAACUCAAACAGCGCAUGGUGGUGCUGUGUGCCGUGCUCCUCUUGUUGGGCCUGGCAAAGAUCUUCCUGCUAGAUGGAGGUGAAGGAUCUGCUGCCAGCAGACGGGACCUCAGAGCGUUUCGCAAGAUGGAAGCCGGACUUUCUCUGUCACGGGGAGCUCGCCUCACCCACACCCUCCAGUCACCAUGGGAGAUAGCAAGCCAGUGGGUGGGUCCAAGAGAGGUGUACCCUGAGGAGACCCCGGAGCUGGCCGCUGUGCUCACUUCGCUCAGCUCUGCGAGGAUUGAGCGAGCAGAUGUGGGCUACAAGGGUACGCAGCUCAAAGCCCUGCUGGUGCUAGACGGAGGACAAAAAGUUGUCUUCAAACCCAAGAGAUAUAACAGAGACUACGUGGUUGAGGGGGAGCCAUAUGCAGGCUAUGACAGACACAACGCAGAGGUGGCUGCUUUUCACCUGGAUAGGAUCCUGGGGUUCAGGAGAGCACCUCUGGUGGUGGGGAGAUACGUCAACCUGCGCACAGAGAUCAAACCUGUGGCUACAGACCAGCUGCUGAGCACCUUCCUCAUGCAGGGUAAUAAUACGUGCUUCUAUGGGAAGUGUUACUACUGUCGGGAGAGUGAGCCAGCGUGUGCAGAGGGAGAGAUGAUGGAGGGAUCGUUAACUCUGUGGCUGCCAGAUGUGUGGCCGUUGCAGAAGCACAGGCACCCCUGGGGACGCACAUACAGAGAGGGGAAACUAGCCAGGUGGGAGUAUGAUGAGAGUUACUGUGAGGCAGUGAAGAAAAUGCCACCGUAUGAUGCGGGUCCCAGGCUGCUCGACGUCAUCGAUACAGCCAUAUUUGAUUAUCUCAUUGGAAACGCUGAUCGCCAUCACUAUGAGAGUUUCCAGGACGAUGGUGGUGCAAGUAUGCUAAUCCUGCUAGACAAUGCAAAGAGCUUUGGAAACGCAGCUCUGGAUGAACGAAGUAUCCUUGCGCCUCUUUAUCAGUGCUGCAUGGUUCGUGUGUCCACGUGGAACAGGAUAAACCUGCUGAGAGGUGGAGCUCUGAGUUCAGCUAUGCGGCAGGCUCUGGCAUUUGACCCUAUUCACCCUGUCCUGGCCGAGCCGCACCUCGCAGCCCUGGACAGGCGUCUGUCUGGUGUCAUAGCAACUGUCAAACAGUGCAUGGAGGCACAGGGUCCAGACAACACUCUAAUAGAGGACCGAAUGAACCUCCCACAUCCCUAGAAAGAGAUAAGGGAGAAACAAAAAAAGCCAGGAUUUUACUUCCUGACACUGGAGAGCAGGAGAGGGACAUGGAAGAAUCAGCUGUUGUCUUUAAGACAAAACACAAAGUGAGUAAAUGGAUCAACAGGGUGGAACAAAGACUAUUUCUUCCUACCUGGUCUUUUCCUUGUCACUCGGGGGUCUGUGAUGGUGGUUCUCAAGAAGGAAUCACUGGAUUCAAAGUGUCACCUUCAACUCUAUAAACAUUCAGGACUGUUGUGCACUAUAGGACAGUAUCUGCUGGCUGUGUAAGAACUCCACCAACUACUGCUGGCUGUGUCAACACACCUGCCUUGUGCCAAGUCCUCCAUCCCUGUCCUAACUUUUCCUUAGAAGGCAACUAAGGAGGAAGGAUGGUGCUCAGAGAUAUUCAGAUUCUGAAAAGAGCAGUAGGAUGAAGAUGAGCCACCUUUGUCUCGGUGGAAGAGCUGUACAGCUUUAUUUCAGGCUGUUUGGAGAUUACAGUUCAUGAAACUGAAAAGCUGUGUGAAAUGUCAGUUCAUCUGGGAUGAACCUGUUUCCUGUUGAAUACACUAACGGUCACUAAGAACUGAAAACUUUUUUUCUUCUUAAAUUAAAAUGUGUCUUUAAUUGAGAGAAAAGAGAAAUAAGCCAACCAUUCCCACCAGUGUGUACAUAUUUAACUAAGUAGUAACAUAGAAUUAUGAGAUGAGAUAUGAGAAUAUAAAUUUGUGGAUUAUAAUAUUAAAUAAAGUGUGUUUGUGUGUGUGUGCGCGUGUGUGCGUGCGUGCGUGCGUGUAAGGAAGAGUGCCAUACUGUGCCGUAAAGAAGAAAGCUACUGACAUCAGAGACUUGAACAGUGGGGGAUAGAGGUCGGGUGUGUGGGUUCAUCUUCAGUAUUAAACUAUGAUCUAUUUAAACAAGGUUCUCUCUCAGUCAUCUUUCCUCCAACGUGUUCACCACUUAAAAGUAGAAUCGGUCUAGAAAUAUGUGUUGGUACCAUUGAUGCAACUUUAUUUGGUUUGAUGCACUGCAAUUACUGUGGUGGCAGGGGCUUUCAUUUUAUUCUUUCUAUUAGUUGCUCUGAUAUAUUUUGAUAUAGAUUAAAUCUGUAAAGCUUUACAGGUCAUAUCAGUAACAUGCUGAUUACAGUUAACGCACUAGCUUAUAGUAACUGGUUUUUAAC
Scomber japonicus (chub mackerel) is the source of this 2815-nucleotide messenger RNA. RefSeq names its product FAM20B glycosaminoglycan xylosylkinase (gene fam20b). Gene Ontology annotation, cellular component: Golgi apparatus. Gene Ontology annotation, molecular function: phosphotransferase activity, alcohol group as acceptor. The coding region runs from base 400 to 1629 and encodes 409 amino acids. Lineage: Eukaryota; Metazoa; Chordata; Actinopteri; Scombriformes; Scombridae. The record is from RefSeq and is a predicted model, not a curated record. Gene Ontology annotation, biological process: protein phosphorylation. The transcript is spliced from 9 exons.